Neopelma chrysocephalum (saffron-crested tyrant-manakin) is the source of this 990-nucleotide messenger RNA. Its product is annotated as gastrula zinc finger protein XlCGF7.1-like. The transcript has a single exon. The record is from RefSeq and is a predicted model, not a curated record. Lineage: Eukaryota; Metazoa; Chordata; Aves; Passeriformes; Pipridae. The annotation marks the transcript as partial.
AGGACGGAGAGCCCGGAGGACAAAUCCCUCUGUCAGAAGCUGGUGGGAGAGGCUGUUUUGAAGGGCUCCACGGCACAGGAAGGCAGCGGGGAGGAAAAGGCCCAGAGAUCCCCCCGCAGGAGGGGCUCCAAAGCCAGCCCAGGGUGCUGUGAGGAGGAAAGAGCCAGCCUGUGCCGGGAAGGCGGCCAGAGCUUGAGGCAGAGCUCUGAGCUGGUGGUCCCUGAGCAGCCUCCCAGCAGGCAGAAGCCCUUUAGGUGCUUGGAAUGUGGGAAGAGCUUCAGGAAGAGCUCCGACCUCCUUAAACACCAGCACAUCCACACUGGGGAAUGGCCCUAUACAUGUGGGGAAUGUGGGAAGAGCUUCAGUAACGGCUCCCAUCUGAUCCGACACCAGCACAUCCACACUGGGGAACGGCGCUACAUGUGUAGGGAAUGUGGGAAGAGUUUCAGGGACAGUUCCAGCCUGAUCCAACACCAGCACAUCCACACUGGGGAACGGCCCUAUAUGUGUGGGGAGUGUGGGAAGAGCUUCAGGCAGAGGUCCAGCCUGAUCCGACACCAUCGCAUCCACACUGAGGAACGGCGCUACACGUGUGGGGAAUGUGGGAAGUGCUUCAGCCAAAGCUCCAACCUCCGAACCCACCAGCUCAUCCACACCGGGGAACGGUCUUACAAGUGCUUGGAAUGUGGGAAGAGGUUUCAGACCAGCUCACAUCUCCUCGUGCACCAGCGGACGCACACGGAUGAGAGGCCCUUCUGCUGCACCGACUGCGGGAAGAGCUUCAGCCGGAACUCCACCCUCGUCAGGCACCAGCACAUCCACACUGGGGAGAGGCCCUACAAGUGUGGGGAGUGUGGGAAGAGCUUCACAGACAGGUCUGGCUUGACUCAACACACACGGACCCACCGGUAAGGGAAGCCCUGAGUGCGGGAAGAGCUUCGGCUGCUGCUUCCACCCCAAAUGAAGCCCCUGAUGGUGAGGCAACCCCUG